AUGUCAGCACUGAUUAAAGCCUUAGAAAAUAUUACUUAUUCAACAAAACAAACAGAUGUUAAUGCUAAAGGACGUGGAUUAUUAUAUCAACUUAAAAAUUUUAAUUUUAUACUUGGACAUUAUAUGAUGGAUCCUAUACUUACAAUGAUUAAUAAAGUAAGUAAAUAUUUACAAAGUGAAAAUUGUGAUUUAUUAUCUGCUAUGAACUACAUUAAAUCUCUUAGAUCUGCUAUUAAUGAUAUACGUUCUGAAUGUAACUUUAAAUAUAUUUAUGACUUAACUGUUUCUAUGUGCAAAAAUUUAGAUGUGACUAUACCAAAACCUAAAAAACGUAAAAUUUCACAACGAAUUGAUAAUGGUGGUAGUAAUCAGUUCUUUCCAGAUACAAAUGAACAAGAAUUAAGACUCGGGUCAUUUUAUCCAAUGCUCGAUAUAAUUAUGAAUGGUUUAGAUGAACGAUUUAAUCAAGAUACUAUAAAUAUAAUAAGUUCAAUAGAUAAAUUAUUAAACUUGGAUAUUACUAACACAGAACGAUUGAAUAGUCUAAUGCUUAUAGCAAUUGAACAAGAAAUUGCAGUACAUAUUGAUGUCGACGCCGUUAUAGAUGACUUCAAAAAUAAAGUUGAUUAUAAAAGAACAAUGACUUUAUAA
Messenger RNA from Macrosiphum euphorbiae (potato aphid), 651 nucleotides. The record is from the annotation of a GenBank genome assembly. Lineage: Eukaryota; Metazoa; Arthropoda; Insecta; Hemiptera; Aphididae.